Messenger RNA from Bactrocera latifrons, 899 nucleotides. RefSeq lists its product as uncharacterized. NCBI's taxonomy places the organism in Eukaryota, Metazoa, Arthropoda, Insecta, Diptera, Tephritidae. The record is from RefSeq and is a predicted model, not a curated record.
UCUUGAAGUUUAACCAUGAUGAAGCUUUUGCAGCGUUUCUCUAUUUCACGAGCCACUUGCGGGCGAAAACCAUCAUUGUCAAAGAAAUUGUCGCAGAGGAAGGCAGGAACUUUCACCGAGAAACACAGGAAAAAAAACUGCUAACCACAAAAAGUGCACAGCGCUGAAUUCUUGAAACUCGAAAUUGAUUUAGUGACCAUGUGUGACAAAUCGUUGUUUGUUUGCAACAUUGCUGGCAUUGCAAUUGCGCUACUGUCAAUGUGUGCAASUGCCAGUGCAGCGGCUGCCAACGACACGUACGUGAGCUCCGCUGCUGCGGCGGGYUCAAGUGCGGUGCCASCACCGGAUGAGGCACUCAUCAUUGCCACCGAAGUGCAGCAGUUCACCAGCGCAGCGCURCUGAAAAUCGAUAAUGUGCUGGURCACAAACUGCCCGGGCGGAUGCACGCCGAGGGUGAAGCGUUGCGUGCCGARGCGGUGCAACAGUUCGAACAGUGCGCACAGUUGGCCACAAGCAAAGAGCAAAUUUGGCGUUUUAAGGAAUGUGGCGGGGAAGAGUUGGGUCGCGUAAUGCAGCGACUUGGCUUACUGAUUGAGCAGGCGUAUAGCGGCGGGCCGAGUGUGGCGGGGCAUGCCUUUUGGUGGAGUCUCUUGAAAUUAGUUGGAUUCUUGUGAAAUCUUGCAUGCCGCUUUGAGACUGCACAUACAGCACGUGUGCGGAAAUGCAGCGCUGAUUGUGUUAGAGAGAGAUAGAAAGAGAGAGUUACUAAGGUUGURUGAGCUGUGUAUGUUGCAAGAAUUGUUAGAUAACUCCAAUAAUAUUAUUUGAAAUAUAUAAUGUUUAUGAUAAAUUAAUAUUAAAUAAAAAUAAAUCAUUCGAUCAUUCGCUCCGAUUAGAA